GCUAAUGAUUUUGAAAAAUUACUUAAAACAGAAGAGUUAACAAUAAUAAUUAUAAAUGAAAAAUCAAAAUGUUGGAAAGAAAAUAAUCUGCUGAAGAGAAAGAAGUGAGGUAUAUGAGUUUGGUCAUUACUUUAUUUAAUUUUAAAAUGAUUAAAAAAAAUGUUGGAAUUAAUGUACAUACAUAUGUAGUCUGUAAUUUAUACUGCUUUUUUUUUUAUUAUACUAUUAGCCUAUAUUUGCAUAUGUAUUUUCUUUAUGUAAAUAAAAUACUUAUUUAGC
Messenger RNA from Rhizophagus irregularis DAOM 181602=DAOM 197198, 279 nucleotides. The record is from RefSeq and is a predicted model, not a curated record. Lineage: Eukaryota; Fungi; Glomeromycota; Glomeromycetes; Glomerales; Glomeraceae.